AUGGAUAACCGGACCAUCACGACGCCAGUUCCUCAAUACGAUCAGAAUUCGAGUGAUACUGAUUUGCUAAGUCAGUCAAAUUAUACUGAGAUCAUAACGGAGACUAUUAUUGUGUCAGACAGUGACAAUAUUUCAUCCAACCUGACCUCAGUUAUAGCAAAAAGUGCAACAAACAACGGAUCAAGCUAUGACGAAUCGAAUCUAUAUGUUGGCACGAAUCAAAUAUCUUCUUAUAUAGCAACCGGCUUUUCACAGUUCGUGAAUUCUACAGCAAAUGCCCUAUCAAACCUUGCAGAAACAUAUAUAGAAAAUAUAAGAAACGACACAACAUCCAUCACAACAAAUACUCUGGAAGUAGUUUCGUCCCCCAAGCCACUUUCGAAAAACAAUGAACUGACUACCGUUAUAGUUGAUCAAGAUUUAUCAUCUAAUUACAACUCAACUGAAAACACUACAAUUAUUGCAGAACUUUUCAAGACAUCUCCCUCAUGGAUCGAAACAAGCACUGUCAGUACCACCUCACCACUAUUGGAGAAUGCAACUGCAGAAUCCAAAAGUAUCCUCGCUCAGAUCUCCGAUUCAAUCCAGGACGCCGGGACCUUCAUUCUCAACAAGACAGAGUCCUUGUUUAACGGAAGUAUUAGCAUCGAUGGAAGCUUGAGCAACAGUACUUCAUCCAAGCAGGCUCAGGAUGAACAAAAUAAUUUUCUGUAUAUAAUCAUAACUGUAUGUAUUUUAGUUGUGGUUGGGGUUUUGAGUGGAGCAUUUCUUAUAAAAAAAAUGCAUAACAAACAGAAGAGUUUUGAUGUAACCAUGAUUAAUAAAGCUUACCAGUGAAUAUACAUACCAAGUGG
This is a messenger RNA of Acanthoscelides obtectus, 854 nucleotides long. The record is from the annotation of a GenBank genome assembly. Lineage: Eukaryota; Metazoa; Arthropoda; Insecta; Coleoptera; Chrysomelidae.